Messenger RNA from Helianthus annuus (common sunflower), 423 nucleotides. Its product is annotated as flowering time control protein FPA-like. Gene Ontology annotation, cellular component: nucleus. The record is from RefSeq and is a predicted model, not a curated record. The transcript has a single exon. Bases 1 to 423 code for a protein of 140 amino acids. NCBI's taxonomy places the organism in Eukaryota, Viridiplantae, Streptophyta, Magnoliopsida, Asterales, Asteraceae. Gene Ontology annotation, molecular function: RNA binding.
AUGAGGCCUCCGUUCAAAUCAAACAACACAAUCAGCAACAAAAACCUAACCGAUUCUUCACCAUCCGAUGCGAUGUUCAGCAAUCUAUGGGUCGGAAACCUGACGGCCGAUGUUACGGAGUUAGAUUUGCGCAAUUUGUUCGAGAAACACGAUGUUGUUGAGAGCGUUACGCGUUAUCCGGCUCGUAGUUAUGCCUUUGUGAAUAUGAAGCGGCCUGAGGAUGCCAAGAGAGCCAAGGAGUCGCUUCAAGCUGUUGUGUUGCGUGGUGGAUCGCUCAAGAUUGAUUUUGCUAAACCAGUUUGUAUCGUUUUUGUUGUUGUUGUUGUUAGGGUUUUUAGGAUGUUAUUGUCGUUGUUGUUAUAUGGAAUUGAUUUGUUAUAUGUUUAUGUUGAUAUCCGAUUUGUGCAUUAUAAUUUUAAUUGA